AUGGACAAGGCCAAGGAGCUGGAGUGCAAUUUUGGAUUGGUAGACGACAGCCAACCCAAGGAUGAUCCUGUGGAACGUGCACGCAAUCAAACCGAGGCGGAAAUAAAAAAGAAGUGCAAAUACUUCUAUGAGCUCGAGCCUAUUAUGGUUGACCAACCGGCUGCAAUCCCUCUGCAUAUCCAUGAGCAAGGUGACAAACGUGGCACCAACCUUGCUGCGGCCCUUAUUCUUACCAGACCUGAAGAAACGGAGAUGAUUCCUUUGAAUGGGGCGGACAAACUAGUUGAUGCUCGCGCGGAAACUCACUCCAAUGUGAAUUUGGACAACACUGAUAAUGCAGGCCUCACCUUAAGCCAGGUAAUCCCACAAAAACAACACAGUGCUUGA
Puccinia graminis f. sp. tritici CRL 75-36-700-3 is the source of this 387-nucleotide messenger RNA. RefSeq lists its product as uncharacterized. The transcript has a single exon. The record is from RefSeq and is a predicted model, not a curated record. The coding region runs from base 1 to 387 and encodes 128 amino acids. NCBI's taxonomy places the organism in Eukaryota, Fungi, Basidiomycota, Pucciniomycetes, Pucciniales, Pucciniaceae.